GACGCCCACGCAGGUACGGGAAGUAUGACGCGCGCCGCCGCGCUGCUGGCGCUGCUGGCCGGCGCCGCGCGCGCGGCCGUCGAGACGCACGAGGUGCACGCGAGCGGUAGCUUCGGGCUGCUGCGCCGCAAGCACGUGAACCCGGAGCGGCGCCUCCAGACCGACUACGCGCCCUCGGCAGCGCCGUCCGAGGCGCCGACCUUCGAGACGUACAUGCCGACCGCCGAGAACGAGCACCUCGGCACGUGCAAGACGGCCGACGACGUGUUUACGUGUGCCGUUGCCGAGGACGCGUGCGAGAAAAAGUCGGGCAACACCUGGAUACCGUCCAAUCUCACGCCCCUCGUGGACGGCUGCUGCGUCUGCGAGCUGGGCUGCGACUAUUCGGAGGAGACGGGCGACAAAGGCGCGAUCUGCCUCGCGCUACCGUCGGCCGUCUACGACGCCGUCGAUAGCGACACCGUCGACGACUACAUGCAGUUUGCGGUGGCGGUCCUCGUGAACGCCGACCCGAGCGACCUCAAGUUAGAUCGGCUCAGCAGCGCCGAGGACGCCUAUCAGGUCCAGGAGGUACCUGCACGGCGGCGGCUCGCGGGCGCGCCGGCGGACGAGCGCCGGCUCCAGCAGGACGCGUGCGAUGUUUGGUACGAGUACCACCUGGUUUACAAACCCAAACCGGCGUCGGUCUCCCUCCGCAAGCAGAAGGCGACGCUCGACGCCACGAGCGCGGCGGACUGGGAGUCGGCGAUCCACGACGCCAUCGAGGCCGUGACCGGCCUGGACGUCUGCGACGCCGACGACAACAUCUACUCCGCCGUGGGCGGGAACUGCGCCCUCAACUGCAACCUGAAGUACGGCGCCGCCGCGGGCACGUGCACGACCCUCAAGUCGGGCGACGCCGCCUGGAAGGACAAGUACGGCGACCGCGCUGUCGAGGCCGUGGGCUGGGCGGACGCGCAGCUUAUCAACGCGGGGUACACCGCGUGCCAGUACGCCCCCGAGGCGGGCGCCAAGAUGUACCUGCCGACGGCCCGGCCGACGUUCGCCGCGCCGACGCGCGUGCCGACGUCCAAGCCGACGGUGUUGGGGCAUCGGGAUGCCAACGCGUCGUACGCCCCCACGUACAAGCCGACGCACCAGCGGACCGGCAUCCCGACGGCCGAGCCGACGCCGCAGCCGAGCACGGCGGUGCCCUCGGUCGCGCCGACGUUCGCGACGUGGGCGCCGUCGGAAAUGCCGACGCCGGUGCCGGUGCCGAAGCCGACGGACGUGCCGACGCCGAAGCCGUCGUUUAAGCCGACGCCGAAGCCGACGCCGCAGACGCAGAAAUCGCCGGAGCCGACGCCGGAGCCGUCCGUCAAGACGCCGGCGCCGACGAAGGCGCCGACGAAGGCGCCGAAGCCGGCGCCGACGCCCAAGCCGACGGCGGUCCCCACGUCGUUCCCCUCGCUCACGCCGACCGUGUCCCAAGCGCCGACGCGCAAGGGCUCGAUCACCUGGGCGCACGUCGGCGAGGACGUCGAGGUCCGGGGCCUCGACAUGCACAAGUUCACGGCCUACGCGGACAACAGCGUCAUGUUCUACUUCGCCGGCGACCACAUGGACUGCGACGACGGCGCCCGCGGCUACAAGAUGACGGCGGACCCGCCGAUCAACGACGCGGCGUGGAACAACGCCAGCUACUGCCUCUACCCCAACGGCAACGGCCUCGGCGCGGGGCGGUGGCCCCCGAGCUGCUGGCCGACGUACGACAAGAAGGGCAAGUGCACGAACCAGGACCGCGAGUGCGACGUCGAUCAGGACUGCAACCGCAAGGCGUGGUGGCGCGCCAAGUACGGCGUCGGCGAGUGCAUGGCGCCCCACUACGACGUCGACCUCACCUUCUACCAGAAGCGGGACGACGGCACGUCCGCGCUGGUCCGGACGGAGAACCACGUCUCGUACACGCCGUACGUCAACGUGUCGUGGCACCUCGACGGCCAGGCCGACGGCCUCUACUACUUCGUGGCCGCGGAGUCGACGUGCGGCGUCACCUCGACGUCGCCCGACGUCUUCCUGACCUCGUCGCAGGCCCCCACGCCGCGGCCCUCGGACCAGCCGACGAGCGUCCCGACGGCCGCGCCCUCGCUCGCGCCCUCGCCCGUGCCCUCGCCCGUGCCGACGGAGCCGGGCCUCGCGGUGGUGAUGACCGACUCGAACCGCCCGGGCGGCGGGGCCAUGAAGUUCGGCGCCGGCGGCGGCGACCCCGAGAAGGACGACGUCCUGGCGUUCGACGGCGGCGACGGCGUCACGGUCGACAUGGCCGUGGCCUUCACGGGCCAGGACGAGUCGGCCAAGGUCACGGUCAAGCUCUGCAAGGACGGCGAGGCCUCGGACUCGUCGCGCACGACGGCGACCGACGACGCGGACGACGCGUGCGGCACGCUCGUCGCGACGCUCGCGGCCUCCGUGACCGUCACCAAGGACGCGGCCUCCUACCCCGUCACGAUCCCCAACGAGAUCGACGGCGCGCCCCUCGACGGCACGGGCUACUACCUCGUCAUGAGCGUCAUCUACGACCGCCGCAAGCUCAGCACCGGCGCGACGUCCUUCGCGACCGGCACCUUCGGCGUCGUGGCCUUCUACCCCACGCCGCGGCCGACGCGCGUGCCCUGGCCCGCGCCGACGGCGCACCCCUCCGUGUCGCCGACCGUGUCGCCGACGCCCGAGCCGACCGAGGGCCCGACGCCGCGGCCGACGCCCAAGCCCACCAUGUGGCCCACGGCGGCGCCGACGGCCGAGCGCCUGCCCUUCCAGAUCCGGACCCAGGGCACGGCCCAGAACGGCGACUGGACGGACCGCUCGCUCAACUUCGAGGAGCCCGCCCGGACCAAGAUCCAGUUCAUCCAGGGCGCGGGCUACAUCUCCGAGACCGGCUGCGCGCGCGCGUACCCCGGCGUCGACUUCGCCGCCGCCACGUCCUCCGUCGCCACGAAGGACGACUUCCUGGGCCAGUGCGGCCAGCAGGCGCAGUACGGCCCGUUCGUCUUCGACUUCGAGUUCGACGUCCUGCUCGUCGAGGCGGCGACGGACGCCGUCGUCCAGAUCCUCUGCUCGGGCUGCCAGUCCGACGGCGAGAACAUGUGGACGGGCGACUGGACGCCGGACCGCGCGAAGGUCGACGCCUCCUUGCCGACGACGCUGUACAGAAUCAAGGUCGUCGAGUACUCCUACGGCCUCGUGGGCCGCUCGUCGCCCCUGACGGUCCAGGACGGCGUCUUCGACCCGACGCCCCGGCCGACGCCGACGCCGACGCCCGCGCCGACGCCCGAGGCGAGCAACCCGACCUCGGUGCCGAUCCCCGCGCCGACGAUGCUGCCGACGGAGAACACGCUCUCCAUGGAGCUCCACGGCGCCGACGGCCACCUCGUGCCCCUCUGGAAGAGCGGCGACGGCGGCUACCUCGCGGCGGGCGAGUCCGUGACGGGCACGCUCCGCUUCACGGGCGACGAGGACCAGAGCCGGCAGGUCACGAUCCGGCUCUGCCGCGGCGAGGCCGUCGCCGGCCCCGACCUGUGCACGGACCGCGACGGCAAGUUCGUGGCCGAGGUCGGGUUCAUGCAGCAGGUCGACUACGACGCCUCGGCGGCCUCCAACGACGGCACGCCGAUCAGCUUCUCCGUGCCGACGGGCAUCCAGGCCGGCAACAACUACUUCUUCGUGCUGUUCGCCUACGCGGACGCGCGGCGCAAGAUGCUGGACAACGUGUCGCCGGCCGGCACCGCCGCCGCCGAGACGCAGACCUACGUCACGGGCGCCUUCACGGUCUACGACUACGCGCCGACGCCCGCGCCUUCUCCGUCGCCCUCGACGGCCGCGCCGUCGAACGUCGGGCGGGGCCCGACGCUGAACCCGACGUACGAGCCCACGCCCAAGCCCGUGGAGGACAUCCCCUGCACGGCCACCGUCGAGUCGGGCAUCCCCGACGACAAGGUCUGGGAGUGGGGCCAGGACGUGGAGCUCAAGAUCAAGAUGUGCCACUGGUACUCGUACUCGUACGGCGUCGUCGACGUGCUCCUGUACGGCGACGAACCCAACGCGGACCCCGUCGACUCGCUCGCGCAGUACCAGAGCGUCCACGACAACACGCUUACCGUCAAGUACACGGUGCCCCAGUGCACGGACCAGGACCUCGUGACGGGCGAGUGCACCACGGAUGGCCUCAACUUCCCCGACAACGAAGGCGUCCCGACAACGGGAAGUUCUAGGGACUCGUUCAAGCUCCGCAUCAUCGAGUACGGCCACGGCCUCGACACGGGCGGCUGGACGGCCUCCGGGCAGUGGCCCCGCCAGGACCUCGAGUUCAAGAUCCGCACCAAGCACAUCCAGGCGCCCACGCCCGAGCCGACGAAGGCGCCGUCGCAGGACGGCACGAUCGACUGCUUCCACACGGCGCUCUUCGCGGGCACUGAUAUGACGGGCGGCACUGGAAAUGUUGCGGCAGGUCAGGUCGAGAUGAACAAGAUCCGCAAGUUCAGCACCUACGGCGACGGCCUCACGGCGCCGCUGGUGCCGGGCGCCGAGAUCUUCGCGAACAUCGAGUACUGGCCCCUGGACCGGUACAGCUCGGGCCGCGGCACGGCCCGGGGCGACGGCACGUUCCGCAAGGCCACGGCCAAGGAGGGCCAGCUGCGGUGGAGCGUCUGCUCCGACGACAUGACGACCGUGUGUGGCGUCGACGAGGACUGCCCCGCAACCGGGGCCACGUGCGUCGCCGACCCCCUGGGCGGCCGGGGCCGCUUCGUCUACCCGUACGUCGACGGCCCGAUCGCGAACACGGACGGCGCCCCUGCCGGUGGCGGCACCGCCGACCCCGGCGUCGGCGACGCGUACGCGGGAGAAUGCUCUACCGAUGGUGUCCUCGGCGCCGGGUCGGGCACAGACUGCAAAGACGACCUCGACUGCACCGCUGUGCCCGGGGAGACGUGCGUGCCGGUGGCCUACGGCGCAGUCUGCUCCGACGACAUGACGACCGCGUGUGCCGUAAACAACGACUGCACUGCCCCCGCCACAUGCGUGCUCAAGCCCACCGACCGGCAGGGGUACCUCACGGAGCCCGAGCCGAUGCACACGUACUGGCCGUUCGGCUACAACCGGACGACCCACGCUUGGACGUACGGGUACUGCCCCCUUGCGCCCGGCUCCGACAAGACGUGCUGCUGCGAGACCGACUCGGACGCCCCCGGGUACGUCGAGGAUUGCGAGACGCGGUACCCCGAAUGGGACUGUUCGUCCAUGAAAACGGGUGACAUGAAGGUCGUGCCCGUCACGCGCCAGAACGUCACGGUGGCCGCCAAGGCCACGAAGGUGACGCUGCGCCUCUGCCGCGGCGAGUGCCACAACGACAAGAACUUGGGGCACGUCUCCGACGCCGGCGACCGCAAGAAGGGCGACAAGGAGUCGGCCGACGCCCACGGCUUCUUCGGCGCGCUCAAGUACGACGUCCAGGUCGACGCGAACGGCCCGCUCGGGUACGGCACGGACGGCGCGUCGCUCGCGGCCGGCGAGAACGGCCCGUACGAGUCGAUUACGCGGGCCGGUGCGGGCGCGUGGACGGUCUGGGGCUCGGGGGGCCACCCCAACGCCCAGAGCUACGGCGUCGUCGGCGGCAAGGUCCCGCUGACGCUCCCGACCGACCUCGAGACGGCCGACGACUACCGGAUCCUCGUGCACGAGGAGUCGACGGGCCUCACGUGCCGGAGCGACUACUUCACCAUCGCCAACGCCGGCGAGGUCCCGACGCCCUCGCCCGUCCGCAAGGCGCCCCCGACGCCGCGGCCGACGGAAGGGGCGACGCACGCGCCGACGCCCGCGCCGACGCCGUCCACGAUCACCUUCGUGCCCGAGCCCCAGUUCUGGCAGAAGGAAUCCACCCAGACCGUGGAGAUCCGCAUCGGCGACGUCGACCAGGCCUACUCCUACGGCUUCGGCGCCGUCGUGGACCUGCUCCUCUACGAGGCCGACGGCGCGGACCCCGUCGGCACGCUCGCCGUCUACGCCCAGGUCACGGGCAACAAGCUGAGCGUGGACUACCCCGUCCCGGCCGGCCUCGCGGGCACCGACUUCCGGCUCCGCGCCAUCGAGUACACGCGCGGCCUCGACGUCUACUCGAAGCCGUUCGCCAUCGGCGACGCCGCGCCGGUCCCGGCGCCGACGGCCAAGCCGUCGACGGCCGCGCCGUCCCUGGCGCCGACGGCGGACACGGUCGUCGUCGAGGUCAGCGGCGUCGACGUCGGCGGCACGCUCGUCAAGGACGAGAAGUACGACCUCCAGGUGCGCUUCACGGGCGACACCUUCGACGAGCCGACGACGGUCGUCGUCUGCCGCGAGGAGUCCCUCAAGCACAACCGCUGCCCGCUGAACCCCGCGGGCGACGGCGCGCAGGACGCCAUCGCCAACAACGCGCACGACGGCGACGCCGUCCUCGCCCUCAAGGUCGCGGCGAGCACGACCUUCGACUACACGCCCGCCGCCACGGGCCGCUACGUCUUCCAGGCGUGGACCGCGACGCAGGGCGCCUUCACGUCGCCGACGUACACGGUCGCGACCACGGCGCCGGCGGCGGACGCCGCCGCCGCCGCGCCGGCGACGCCGCCGGCGCCGACGGCGCGGCCGACGGACGCGCCCACGGGCAAGGGCCUCCAGGUCUCGGCCGGCGGCGACUUCUGGGUCGCCGGCGACGCCGCGACGGUGUCGGUGCAGUACACGGGCGUCGCGGCGGGCUCGGACACGGACACGUGCUACUUCGACGUCGUCCUCAUGCAGGGCGACGCGCAGGUGUCCGCGCUCGCGACGGGCGCCGAGAGCCGGAACUGCAAGCUCACGCUGAGCGUCGACACGGGCGCGCUGGCCGAGGGCACGUACACGAUCCAGGCGAGCGAGUACACGCGCGGCUGGGUCGGCGCCUCGGACGACGUCGCGGUCGUCGCGACGGCGCCCGCGCCGUCGCCGACGGCCGCGCCGGCGCCCGCGCCGACGCCGGCGCCCGUCGCGGCGCCCGUCCCGACGGCCGCGCCGACGCCGUCGGGCAUCUCCGUCACGGAGAGCCUCGCGGGCGCGACGGUCGCCGCCGGGGCCUCGUUCACGGCCGAGCUCGCGUACACGGGCAACCUGAAGAAGGCCGACGGCGUCGUGACCCUCCGGAUAUGCGAGGGCUCGGCGACGCCGUACGCGGGCCCGGCGGACGCGUACGACUCCUGCGCCCAGGCGGGCGACAAUCUGGCCACGGCCGAGGCGGCGAGCGACGGCAGCUGGGCCGGCUCCGACCUCGCGCUGCCCGCGGACCUCGCCGCCGGCACGUACUACCUGCGCGCCGACACGAUCGCGCGGGACGCGGACGGCGCGACCAUCGACCUGGCCUACGGCGCGAACCGGCUCGCGUACGUCGGCGCGAGCUUCACGGUCGCGUAG
Molecule: messenger RNA, 7449 nt
Organism: Pelagomonas calceolata
Lineage: Eukaryota; Pelagophyceae; Pelagomonadales; Pelagomonadaceae
Source: the annotation of a GenBank genome assembly